This is a messenger RNA of Nematostella vectensis (starlet sea anemone), 1933 nucleotides long. RefSeq names its product gelsolin-like protein 2. Gene Ontology annotation, molecular function: actin filament binding. Lineage: Eukaryota; Metazoa; Cnidaria; Anthozoa; Actiniaria; Edwardsiidae. The transcript is spliced from 15 exons. The record is from RefSeq and is a predicted model, not a curated record. The coding region runs from base 81 to 1718 and encodes 545 amino acids.
UCCCAUUCAGUUGACACGGAUAGCUAGGGCGUGCGCUAGGUCUAACUCCUUGGAGAAACUCUCUUUUGUAAAGAAACACCAUGUACGAUUGGAAAGACAUCAAUUUUGAUCUGCUUGACAUCCACCUUAAGGUUCGCCAAGAUCUCGACGAGGACGAAGUAUGGUCAGAAUCUUUCGAAGGGUGUGGGGAGGAUAAAGGCGUCAAGGUUUGGAGAGUUGAUAACUACAAGUUAGUGCUUAUCCCAAAAGAGCUCCAUGGAAUCUUCAAUUCGGCAGAUAGCUAUUUGGUACUUAACAGCUACACGUCCAGCCCAAAGAGCGAGGAGCUCUUGCACAACCUCCAUUUCUGGGUUGGCUCAGAGUGUUCAGCCGAGGAAUACUGCACAGCAGCGUACAAAGCCGUCGAGCUCUUUGUCAAGUUGGAAGGCAAACCUGUGCAGUACCGUGAAGCCGAGGGCUACGAAACAGAGGAAUUCAGAAAAUGCUUCCAGAGCAUUGGCUAUGGAGAGAAGCCUCGCCUUUGGGAGUUCACUAGACUUCAGAAAGACAUUGCGCAAAUGCAGAGAGAUCCUAAGUGGUUUAACUUGCACAUGCGCAGUGUGUUUGUGCUGGAACACAAGGAUGGUAUUGUACAGUGGAAUGCUGCCGAGACGAAUAAUUUUGAAAGACAUCGGGCCCAGGUUUUCGUUAGCAAUCUUAAGAUCGUCGAGCCAAAACUUCAUUCGGAAAGUAUAGAGGAAACAGAUGAGGUGCUUACUAAUGGAAAGUUUCUGGACGCGCUUGGACCAUUACCAGAAGACUUUGAGAUCCCUGACAACAAACGGACGGAAAACUUCAAUACAAAAAAGUCAGUUCCCAACAGCCCAGACUAUGUCAAGACACUCUUCAGACUCACUGAUGCAGACCCCGAGACGCAGAGUGCGACGGAAAGCGAGCAAGCCGAAGAGAAACCAAAAGAAUCAGAGCAGCCGGACAAACCAGAGGAAGAAGUGCAGAAAGAGGAAGACAAAGACGGAGAGGUAGAAAAGAGCGAGGAGAAGCCAAAAGAGGCUAAAGCAGAGACCGAGGAAUCGGGAAAAAUAGAAGAGGUUGAAACAACGACUGAGCAAGAUAAACAACCAGAAGAGGUUGUGAAGAAUAGCGAGGAAGAAGGAAAUCAUGAAGACCAGGAACCGUUGCUGUCUUUUGAAGACACACAUGAAGACCCAGAGACGAAACCGGUUGAAGGCGAGGAGCCGGCUUUAGACCAAAAAGUAGCAGAAGAACCAUCUGCCGAGAUCGAGCAGGAGAAGAAGGACGACGAAGAAGAUAAUGCAAUGGAAGAGGCUAUCCUCGGAGAUGUUGACGGGGGGCAAAAUGAGAAGAGUGCACCCGGAGAGAGCAAAGAGGAGAAUGCCGAGCAGCCAGCAGCAACGCAGGAAGACGAUGAAGAUGACGAUGACACCCCAGCCAAGGCGCCUGUAGUCCGAGUGGAGGUGGUUGCUAAGGGUGGGGACAUCAAUGGAUCGCUUCUCGACUCUGAUGACGUGUUUAUGCUGGAUGAUAUCAACACGUGCUAUGUGUGGCUGGGUAGCGGGUCCACGCGCCGUGAACGCAAGAAAGGAUUCGAAUCAGCACACGAAUACCUGAAAGACAAGCCACACUUCAUGGCACCAGUUGUCAUCGUCAACGAAGGCCACGAGACUACGGCUUUCAAGAUAGCAGUUGGGAUGGCUUAGAUUUUGACAGCCAGGAAUAUCUUAAAUCUUUACUGCACAUGGAACUCUAAAAUAUUGUUCUCAAUUUCAUCAAAUCUUAUAUACUCCGUAUGUAAGCCAAAAAGAGAAAAAGCACACCUGCAAGCACUGGUAGCAUGCCCUACUAACAAGGCAGAGAAACAAGAUUAAUCUUUGACAUUGUAUUCUAAAUUUGGAAUAAAAGCACUUUUAUUCGC